GUCAUACCUUCUAUAUGCGUUUCCGUGGCGGUUGAACUCUUCAGCCAUACCAUUUAUUUAGUUCAUCGCACCUUCGAGGUCCGCUUCUUUGGUACCGGUAUCGAAUUCGCCUUUGUUUCUUCCCUUGCACCCUCGGGCUAGCCAGUUUACUCACUUAUACCCAUAUGGCUUAGGCCGUGUAGAUAGGCUGUCUUACCGCCCAAGCUUACACUUGGAACCAGACCGACGGCCUUCGAUAGUUUCUUAAUUUUUGCGUUAAAAGGGAAGCCAUGUAUAAGCCUCAUCUUGCUGAGAGUUAUCAAAAGGAGCUGCUGGCAUCGUUGCAGGCGAAAGGGAAGCUAGCAAAGCCGAUGACUGCUGCUGAUGAACGGCGUCAAAUGGAGAACAACAGCACGGCGACGCGAAUAUUUCCAGCUUCUUGGGGAAAAGAGGCUGUGCUCGAAAACUUGAUGGUAAAAGCUAACGAGCGUAUAGAAAAAGCCAACGGCAAGGCGAAGCCGGGUAUGCCUACGGCUGAAGCAACGGGGCGUUGCAUCUCUCGAAAGACUGAACCGUCCGCAAGACAUCAGCUCCAGGCUCGCGUUGCGGAGCUGGAGAUGGAGGUCAAGGCUGAGCGGGUGCGGCGGGAGCACAUCGAGGAGGAACUACACGGCCUUAGAGACACGGGGUCGCGAGGGGGGAAUUGAGGGGUCAUUAGGCUGGCUAGCGGGUGGGGAAGGGCGCAUGCUGCGGUCAACGUACGGUACUUGCAUGGAACUUGAUGGCGGCAUUUGGGACGGGAAAGAUGGGUAGGUGUCCUGAGUUGCACGGAAGGUCAGACAGCAAAGACUUGCAAGGCAUGGUAACAAGGUGGAUGGCUGGAUAGACAUAGGUAACUGCAAUAUGCGCUGGACGGGCGUUCGUUACGGAUGUACCGCAACUUUACGGUGUGCACAUGUGUAUAGAGUGGGGUGGUGGCGGGCCGGCUGGGUGCAAGUCUUGAUUGGGACAGACCUAUGUAUGCGGGGUCGCUCCUUGAUAAACUGGCCGUUGAGUGCAGGUUUGUAAUGAUUAGCAAUCCUACCGCAGUUCGCCUGUACGACGUGGCGUUCGGACAGGAGAUAAGGGGCGCUCUGGGCGCUCAGUUUGUAUGGCCGUAAAUGACUAUUUGCGGGCCGCCAGGCAGGAGGGGUUUAGCAAUAUUUGUACGUAGGUGAUGCUAUGGCAGGUUUUAGGUCAAUGAAUGAUAAAUGCUUUCGGUUGUACGACAUGGCAGGAGGGUCAUGUGCGCGGUUGUUAAGGUACAUGCUUUACUCGUGUGCUUGGGUAUGCUGUUUUCCAAGUCCAAAGCUAUCAAACCUAGACCUACCCCAACCACAUGUAACUUGUGACGGUGCGCAAUCCUGGCGCGAUAAUGCGGACAUUUUUGUCGUGGUGUUUAUGUAUCUUGCUCGUUUGGGUGCAGCGUUUGCGCUA
This is a messenger RNA of Astrephomene gubernaculifera, 1455 nucleotides long. NCBI's taxonomy places the organism in Eukaryota, Viridiplantae, Chlorophyta, Chlorophyceae, Chlamydomonadales, Astrephomenaceae. The record is from the annotation of a GenBank genome assembly.